AUGUACAAAAAACAGUUCAAGAAAAAGCCACAGGAGCAUCACUUGCCGAGGAACGGUGAAGAACAAAAGUUCGUUUUGCCGCCCGUUAAUGGUAAACAGAGUUCAGAUUCCACCAUUGACUAUUGGACCUGUCCGGAUGGGAAGAAGGCAAAAUCCUUUGAGAUCGGCGAAAUCACUUCAGAAGGAGAGGCAGACUACGGUGACGGGAAGUUGCCACCUGCCUUAGCGCAGCGAACUAAUCAAACGAAAUCUUCAUCGGCUCCUGUAAGUCAGACCCUCCGGACUGUCACCGCACCAGGACCAACAGACAGGCCAGCACCAGCACACGCACCACAAAUUUAUGGUGUGGCUGAUCGUCCUCAAAUACUACAGCCUGCAUUUACUCAGAGUGAGUUUGUUUCUCAACAAAGCAAUAACAAAAACAACAAAGCUGAGCCGUAA
Molecule: messenger RNA, 441 nt
Organism: Haemonchus placei
Lineage: Eukaryota; Metazoa; Nematoda; Chromadorea; Rhabditida; Trichostrongylidae
Source: the annotation of a GenBank genome assembly